Messenger RNA from Cylicocyclus nassatus, 1819 nucleotides. NCBI's taxonomy places the organism in Eukaryota, Metazoa, Nematoda, Chromadorea, Rhabditida, Strongylidae. The record is from the annotation of a GenBank genome assembly.
UUUGCAGAAUUUUUUGGCUUUGAGGAAGGAAACGGCUUGGGUUGGCGAUGGCUUACAAUGGUUCAUAUGCGGAUCCUAACGCAGCAGCAGCGGCUGGAGGUGAUGCAUACGCUCAAGCUGAUCCACAGGCUCUAAAAGAGUAUGAGGCAGCAUGGGCUCAGUAUUACGCUUCAUUAGGACAAACCGUACCUACUGGUGCAGCCGGUGCAACCGGUCCUACAGCACAAUCUGCUCCAAAUGACGGAAACGGCAAUGCAACGGAUUAUAGCGGGUAUUACGCCAAUGGGGCCCCUCCUCCCGCUGGGCCGCCGCCAGAAUCCAAAGCUGGACGCGGUCGUGGAGGCGGGCCUGACGGAUACAGCACUCGAGGAGGUUACGAAGGCGGUCGUGGAGGAUACGAAGGAGGAGGAGGAGGCCGCGGAGGAUAUGACGGUGGCCGCGGCGGCUUCGGCGGAGGCCGCGGGGGUUACGAUGGCGGUCGAGGCGGUUAUGAUGGUGGGAGAGGUGGAUAUGAUGGCGGACGCGGCGGGUAUGAUGGAGGCCGUGGAGGUUUCGGUGGCGGCAGAGGAGGCUACGACGGCGGUCGAGGCGGAUAUGAUGAUGGAGGACGCGGAGGUUUUGGUGGAAGAGGAGGCGGUCGCGGAGGCAGGGGAGAUUUCGGAGGUAGAGGCGGCCGCGAUGGAGGUUUCGGAGGGCGUGGAGGUUUCGGCGGACGUGAUGGUGGCUACGGCGGUGGCGAACGUCGUGGGCCAAGCCGAUGGGACGACGGAGGCCGUGGCGGUGGUCGAGGAGGAUUUCGUGGCGGCCCGGGAGGUCCCGGUGGAAGAGGAGGUUUUCAAGAUCGUGGGGACCGUGGAGGCCGUGGUGGCUACGGGGGAGAUAGAGGAGACAGUGGAGGUUUUCGUCAUGAUGACCGUGUUGAGCUGAAAGAGACCGUUUUUGUUCAGGGAGUACCCGUCACGGCAAACGAAACGUACAUCGCAGAUGUCUUCAGUACUGUUGGUGAUAUCGCUAAAAAUGACAGAACUGGAGCUCCUCGAAUAAAGAUCUACACAGACAGAGGCACUGGAGAUCCCAAAGGAGAAUGCAUGAUCACAUUUGCUACCGCUGAAGUAGCGCAACGAUGUAUUGAAAUGUACAAUGGUCAACCAUUCCCCGGGGGUGACCGUCCAAUGACGAUCUCUAUUGCAAAGUUCAAACCUAUGGAUCCAAGCGCACGUGGUGGUCCAGGGGGAGGUUUUCGCGGAGGACGCGGAGGAGGAGGCCGAGGCGGAUUUGAUGGCGGAUUCGGCGGUCGAGGAGGUGGUGGUGAUCGCGGCGGAUUCCGUGGUGGAGACAGAGGACGUGGCGGCAGAGGAGGUUUUGGAGGACGUGGCGGAGGAAAUCCAAACUUGGAACAACGCAGUAAUGACUGGCCUUGUGACUCAUGUGGAAACAACAAUUUUGCUUUCCGACAAGCCUGCAACCAGUGCGGAGCUCCAAGAGGCGGAGGAAGUGGUGGAGGAGGUGCGAUGCGAGGUGGACGUGGAGGAUUUGGUGGUGAUAGGCACAAACCGUACUGAUUCGUAAGAUCUUUGUGCAGUGCUGAGAUUAUCAUGAGCUGCUUGUCGUUAUCAAUUAAUGAUCUGUAUUGUUGAGACACUCAUCGUCAAACUGAAAUAGUUAUGUUUCAUGUGGUGUAAAUUGUCUGUGUUCUUAUUUAUCUACACAAUGCUUGUGCUCUCACAGUAUUGGGUGUAGUUGUUUAAUAUCAUUGCUGCGGUUUUCCUUUCAUUAAUACUAUUAAACUGUAAGUUAUUCAAUGAAACCUUCUCAGAUU